AUGGACCAGGCAGAGUUGCGGAAACGUAUGUCUCAAAUUGAGCUUGAGAUCGAAGAAAUGAACAGUGUGAUUGACGAGAACUUGCAAAUCGGGAAAAGCGAGAAUUUGGACGGAGAAAUGGACAACAGCCCGGUGGAUGAAGACAAGUUGGAUGAUAACAAGAAGAUAGAUGAGAGAAAGGAGCUACGAGCCAAGUUUCUGGCCAAUUGCGAACGUGCGACAAAGAGUGCAGGGCAAAGUGCAGGGCAAGACGCAGUGGAAAACCCAGUAGAAAACGCAGUGGAAAACGCAGUGGAAAACGCAGUGGAAAACGCAGUGGAAAACGCAGUGGAAAACGCAGUGGAAAACGCAGUGGAAAACCCAGGGAAGACAAAUGGGGAUAUCGAAAAACCAAAAACCAAUGUAGAGUCUACGAAAAUGACUGUUAAAGAACCGGAGGUACCGGCACCUUCAAUUGCGCACCCCAACGAUGAUAAAGACCUUAAAUCCAGUGCUCCGGAUGUAAAUAAAAACUCUCCACAAGAUCCUCAAAAUUCCACUUUCAAGAGUCCAGAACCCGUUCAUGAGACGUUCGAAGAACAAUUUGAGCCCGCCAAUACCUCGCCUCAACCGCAAAUGCUUCCGAAGACUCGCAAAGCACCCGCUGGCCCCUCCACUACCUCUUCCGGAUCGUCCACCACCCGGCAUACCUCCAAUCCAAGCCCCUUCCGUGUCGUGUCUGUUUCCAAACAGACAGACCAUGCUCAAGCGCAAAAACUCGAGACCCGUCACCACUACCUCACUGGCAAGUGCACCAAAUUACAGCGAGAGAUUCAAUAUCUCACAGAUUUGCGAGAACGUGGUGCUUUGACGCCGGAAGACUCUCGCAAAAUCUCUGGCGCUCUACAAAAGCUACAGGAAUACCUAGAUCGCAAAACUAAGGAACGUUACGAGGUAGGAGUUCUCUUAAGCCGGCAAUUAAGACGGGAAAUCGAUCGUGGUGAAAAUGGUCAGUUUUGGGUCGGAAAUUAA
Messenger RNA from Lachancea lanzarotensis, 1011 nucleotides. It is a transcript of the gene BNI5, whose product is annotated as LALA0S02e04192g1_1. Lineage: Eukaryota; Fungi; Ascomycota; Saccharomycetes; Saccharomycetales; Saccharomycetaceae. The transcript has a single exon. The record is from RefSeq and is a predicted model, not a curated record. The coding region runs from base 1 to 1011 and encodes 336 amino acids.